Arachis duranensis is the source of this 747-nucleotide messenger RNA. RefSeq names its product MYB-like transcription factor EOBII. Lineage: Eukaryota; Viridiplantae; Streptophyta; Magnoliopsida; Fabales; Fabaceae. The coding region runs from base 1 to 747 and encodes 248 amino acids. The transcript is spliced from 3 exons. The record is from RefSeq and is a predicted model, not a curated record.
AUGGGUUCAGAGAGAGGGUGGAAGAAAGGGCCAUGGACUCAUGAAGAGGACAAGUUGCUCACUGAAUAUGUCACCUUGCAUGGGGAGGGUAGGUGGAGUUCUGUGGCCAAGUUCACAGGUUUAAAUAGGAGUGGCAAAAGUUGCAGGUUGAGAUGGGUGAAUUAUUUGAGGCCUGGUCUCAAGAAGGGUCAAUUAACACCACUGGAAGAAGGAAUAAUAUUUGAAUUGCAUGCUAUUUUGGGAAACAAGUGGUCAACAAUAGCAAGGUACUUGCCAGGUAGAACUGAUAAUGAGAUCAAGAACUAUUGGAGAACCCACUUCAAAAAGAAAGAGGAUUCCAAGCAUAACAAGAAGCUAAAAGAGAGAAGAUCAAAGGUCACAAAAGAGCAAGUAAUAAUGGAGGACACCAACAAAAGUAAUAAUAAUGAAAAUACCAAAUCCUAUGAUGAUGAGACAAAAGAAAACUACUACAAUGAUCAACACAAUAAUAUGGGGUUUAUUUACCCUAAUAAUAAUAAUCCAACAAUGUUAGAGCAGCAACAAAGCUUCCCUUUGAUGCACCAAGAUUAUUUGUCAUCACCUUCAUGGCCAGACACUACAACAGCAGAUUAUCAUGCCUUGUGGUUUAGUUUAUGGGACUUUGAUGUACCACAGGGCUUUGAAGAACAUGUUAACAACCUCACCAAAUAUGUGCUCCCAAACCAAGCUACCUUUGGUGAUGUUUUUCACAAUACUUUUUUAGUUUGA